GGCGAAUAUGAAGAACUUAGAGCAGAAAAUAAGAAAACGAAAGAAGAGUGCGACAAAAUCAAGCAAGAACGAGAUGAGGCUGUCAAAAAACUGGAGGAGUUUCAGAAAAUUUCUCACAUGGUUAUUGAGGAAGUAAACUGUAUUCAGAACCAUCUUGAAAUUGAGAAGACGUGCCGUGAAAGUGCUGAGGCUUUGGCUUCUAAGCUGAACAAAGAAAAUAAGACCUUGAAAAGAAUUAGUAUGCUUUAUAUGGCAAAACUGGGCCCAGAAAUUAUCACUGAAGAGAUUAACAUUGAUGAGGACGAUUCAUCCACAGAUACAGAAGCUAACUCUGGAUCAUGCAAUUCUGUGCAUUGUCAGCAGCAAAUAAAAGAGCUGCGAGAUCAAAUCAUAUCUGUUCAUGAGGAAAAGAAGACCUUAGCCAUUGAACUGGAAAACCUGAGGUGCAAACUUGUAGAAGUAAUUGAAGAAGUGAAUAAAGUGAAAGAAGAAAAGGCUGCUUUGACAGCAGAAGUUAAUAAGCAGCAAAAACUGCUGGAGAAAUGUAACAGAGUGUCUGUUCUGGCAGUAGAGGAAUAUGAAGAGCUUCAUGUAAACUUUGAACUGGAAAAGAACCUGCGUAAGAAAGCAGAGUCGUUUGCACAAGAGAUGUUUAUUGAACAAAACAAGAUGAAAAGGCAAAGUCAGUUGCUUCUGCAAAAUUCUGCUCCUGAUCAACAGCUUUUGAAGGCUUUGGAUGACAAUGCUAAACUAACCCAUACAUUAGAAGAGGAGAGGCUUCAACACCAACAAAAGAUCAAAGAAUUGGAAGAGCAGCUAGAGAAUCAAGCACUGCAUAAGGAGAUUAGCCGUCUUAAACAGCAACUAGAACUUUUGGAAGAAGAUAAAAAGGAACUAGAGCUUAAGUGUCAGAACUCAGAAGAAAAAGCUAGAGACCUAAAGCAUUCAGUUGAUGAACUUCAAAAACGAAUACAGCAAUCUGAAAAUCCUGCGCCACCUCCUCCACCGCCACCACCGCCUCCUCUUCCUCCUCCCCCUCCUCCUAACCCUAUACGGUCUCUCAUGUCAAUGAUUCGCAAGAGAUCUCACUCCAACACCAACGUGAGCAAGAAGGAGAAACCUCCUCAGCAGGAGUCAGGUGAAGAAGUUACAGAUCUGAAGAGACAAGCUGUUGAAGAAAUGAUGGACAGAAUUAAAAAGGGAGUUCAUCUGAGACCAGUCAACCAGUCAAGCAGGCCUAAAACAAAGCCAGAAACACCAAAGCCCUCUGAAAGUGCAAUGAAAGAAUUAAAAGGGAUUCUG
This is a messenger RNA of Balearica regulorum gibbericeps (East African grey crowned-crane), 1302 nucleotides long. Lineage: Eukaryota; Metazoa; Chordata; Aves; Gruiformes; Gruidae. The record is from RefSeq and is a predicted model, not a curated record.